Scylla paramamosain (green mud crab) is the source of this 4208-nucleotide messenger RNA. RefSeq lists its product as uncharacterized. NCBI's taxonomy places the organism in Eukaryota, Metazoa, Arthropoda, Malacostraca, Decapoda, Portunidae. The coding region runs from base 409 to 2106 and encodes 565 amino acids. Gene Ontology annotation, cellular component: membrane. Gene Ontology annotation, molecular function: fucosyltransferase activity. The record is from RefSeq and is a predicted model, not a curated record. The transcript has 5 exons.
AGCCAGUCAAUCCAGUUCUUGUGGGCGAGUCAUAACGAGUAGAGCAAGCAUACUGAGUGACAUUUUAAGGAAGAUUACUCUCUUCCUUCAAGCCGAACGAGACUGAAUAGCAAGCUGCUACAAUACUAGCCUAUAAAUGGCCCGCUCGCGUGAGGAGCAGUAUGCUUCAUCCACAGCAAGACGGACCCAUGUGUAUAUUGUAUUUGCGCAGCUCCCAAGGCCAGCAGUACCAUGACGCCACACUGCCAUCGCAGCAUGAAAACCACGUUAGGAAGGCAACAAGAGUGACGUGGCCAUCAGCAUCUUUAUGAAGAAAAGAUAAAGCCACAAAGAAGGUUUCACACUGAGGCAUCACAGCACGGAAGGAAGCGCAGAAGUGGUAACGGAGUGGAGUGAAGUAGACGCGGGAUGAGGUGGUGGAGGCCAGUUCCGGUGUCUGUGCUGGUGGUGGUGCUCCUCGUCCUGAUCUUUAUCUCGUGGGGUCUUUUCCUUUUCUUUUAUGAAAACUGGACCGCUUCCUUCUUCUCCCUGACCCGCAUCCUCUCCGCAGCAGACACUGAUGUUCAUCCCUCAGACACUCACCCUCACGCCUUCAACAUUCAUCCCCACAUCACAAACAUUCUUUCCCACACCAUAAAUAUCACCGCUACAGACAUUGCCCCCAGAAAUAAUCAAGCCAACACUGCAGAUAUUCCCACUAAUAGCACCAACACUCAGGCGUAUGGCAGCCCCAACACCACUACCACCACCACCACCACCACCACCACUUUCCCUUCCUCGCGUGUCCCUCAAGGAGCCCCGAGCGAUGCAGCCUCUGACGAGGAGUGCGCGGAGCAGUACCAGGGGGAGGGGCCAAUGCGGCGCGUGGUGCUGUGGACGCCCUUCUGGCACUCCUGGGACGGCUGGAAGGGGAUGAUCCGCGACCACGGGGCUCUAAGGGAGGGUCGCUGCGCCACCUGGAGGUGUGAGUUCCUGUGGGGCCCGAAUGUGACCACGGCCCAGGUGCAGGAAGCCGAUGCCGUGAUGUUCUUCAGCCUGGACGUGCUGAUGCGUCCCUUGCCUCCCCGCCUCCCUCACGCCCUCUGGAUUUGGCUGGAGCUGGAGGCGCCAAUCAUCAGCCAGAUGGCAACACCCCUGUGGAACCAGCUGGAGAGCGUAGGUGUGUUCUUCAACCUCACAAUGUCGUACCACCACCUCAACCCCAUCACGGCCCUGGCCGGAGAGCUCGUGCCCCUGUCCACUCCUCAGCAUUGUCCAAUCUCUUCAACCUUCUACCUCGACACAUCUUCCCCAACCUACACUUCCUACAGCCACCAUAUGCACAAGUUCAGUCACUGGCUGCGUGAGAACGGAGUGGCAGUUGAUGGGAGGCUGCGAAACGAGCGAGACAGACGACAUGGCGGUUUGAUUCAUCAGCCUGACGAUAACACCACGCUGACGGAGCCGCUGCCGGAGGACUACAAUGAGGAAGGUCAAGGUAAUGAAACCUCUUUGAUGGAAGACAAUGACUUUACGCUAACUGCUGAAGAGAUUGCAUUAGCAACGCGACCGAGAGUGGCGGCGUGGAUGGCAAGCCACUGCCACACGGACUCUCGGCGGGAGGACCUGGUGACGGCGCUGCAGGGCUUCAUAGCAAUCACCACGGUGGGCAAAUGCGGUGAGUUGAAGUGCGGUGAGAACCACAUGGACGACUAUUGUUUCAGGUGGCUGUCAGCCUCACACCUUUUUUACUUGUCUUUCGAGAACGCCUUGUGCGAUGACUACCACACUGAGAAGCUGUGGAUCCCACUGAAAUACGGCAUGGUGCCUGUAGUGUACGGCGGGCCCAGUUACCGCCACACUCUGCCCUUCAAUUCCUAUAUUGACGUACUCAAGUUCCCCAGCGCCGCUGCCCUCGCCAACCACCUCCUGUAUCUAGCCACUCACCCUGCUGCAUACUUGCGACACCUGCAGUGGCGGCGGUACUGGCGGGUGCGCAGGGUGUUGCCUUGGUGUGACCUAUGUGCUACCCUCCACCGCCAAACUGACCCCGUGCGCACCACUCUGACUCAGUGGUGGACCAACACCGCCACCUGCUAUGAGCCUCCCCCUUGGAAACAAUACUGACUCUCCUGCCUACAAAGAUGUCCUUAUAAAAAAUGGAAGGAGGAAACGUGUCGUAGACGGAGAUGUUGCAUAGAUUUGGUAUUUAUGGGCUGCUGGAAACUCACAAACAUUUUCAUAUUUUAAUUAAUUAUUACUAAUUAUUUAUAUUUUUUACAGUCAAAAUUUCUCACUUGCAUUAGUCUUCAGUUCGUUCAAAGUUAAUUGGUGUCACUUUAUAUUUCUUCAACAUAUUCGAUAUUUAAUGCAAUCAUCGUGCAAGAACACAGACAAUAUCAAAUUCAUAAACACAACUAAUAUUCAAUCGGCGCAAUUAAUGUUUAGUUAGAAAAACACACAUCAUAUCAGCAUCACUUCAGUUUCCAAAAAUACACCGUAAUUAGGUAAAUCUUCGUACACCAUACAAACCUAUCAUACCAAACAUAAAACAACAUGUAAAGUCUUGCUCUUCCUUUAAUAAGAUACUGGAUUCCUAGACUGCAUUACGCUUUCAAGUUCCAGUACUUUAAGUUAUUCCGUCCAUCUCGACCCCUCUCUGGUCAGGCCCUCUGGAACCUCUGCCUCUCUGUCUGCUACUCUGUAAUACUCUCUGUCAAUCUAUUCAUACACAGUUGUCUGGAACUGCCUAUUUCCCUUAUAAAAUUAUCUUUAUUUUUACAACAUUUUACAUAUCUACCAUUCACGUUUCUCAUUUACGCAAAUGAUCCACCCACAGGCGUGAUACUUGAUCGAGAACGUCAGUCAGACUGUAGAGGCAAUUUGGGACUGUUUGGUAUGUUUCUAUAGGUUGACCUUCUUUCCUUCUGAUGGUGACUCACGCCUCCUGGCCGCCCUACUUUCUCUUUCAAUCUGUUUCUCUGCCUUGUCCUCUACACAAUUUCCGUUAAUCUAUGUUUGUUGUUUUCUCGGUUCCCUUGUUCUCGGUAUCAAAUGUAAAUCACCUUACCGUUGGAGUGACCGCUUUAUACUUGCUCAUUCUGUCUUCUCUUCUUCUUUCUUAUUUUGUCUUCUUUUCUUUAUUCUCCUUUUUCUUCUUUCUUCUUUCGUAAUAAUACAGUAUAUACUGCGGUGUGGGGUCACCACAAACGUGACAGCCGAUGCAGACCACGCCCUGCUCAAAGGUGGAGCAGCGACCGGCGGUGUUGAAGGAUUAGGUCUUGUUGAUACUAAUAAUCCGUUUUUUUUUUUUUUCCAAAUAAGUUCAUCUGUAUUCCAGAAUGUAAGGUGAAUAUUAAAAAGUAUGUAAUAGAGAGCAGGGUAGCACAAGGAAAUAUGAAGAAUUGAGUAUGCCAUAAGAGGAGGCCUGCGUAGGAGCAGAAAAAGGAACGGUAGUUGGAUACAUAGUGGGUUUACACAGUUUCGACAAUGAAACCAUGGUUCACGAAAAAGAAAAAAAAAGUAAUCUUGUCUUUUUUUUGCGUACAACAUAGUAAGUCACAUCAUUGUUUCCCGAAGCUAGUGCAUGUCACUGCUCCCUGUGACAGAAACGAAUCUGUGAUGAGUUGCAUAGUCGCCCUUCUUCAAUGGUAAUACUAGUUCGGUGUACGUCUUUACUACCUUCACUACCUUGAGAGCUCCUGUGUGAUCCUUUCGAGCUGAGGUGCUGGAAAGUGCCUUCCUGGACAAAUUGGGAGGUUGGAUAACUGUUUACAUUUACAAAUUGAUACGAGGUGGAGAAUUGUAGGGGAGUUUAAAUAGGGUGUGUGGAUAAAGAGUUUUCUGUGAUUUGGAGAGCAGUGUGCGUUAUAGAAUGGAGUGGAAUGGAUCUGCCAGGGUUUGCAGGACCAAUCUUCUCCAGUGUUGUCUGUGAUAUUACUGUGGUCAAAUAUGCAUGAAUGAUUAUGAUAUUAUAAUGUUACAUUUCAUGGUGUUAGCUCAAAGUAGAUGUGUUAACGGUAUUUUGCUCUUGCGUGGUUAGUGUAAAGAGUAUUUAUGUCACAUUUGAGUUAGGUAAUGCAUUAUCUCUUCAGAGGAAACUGUUAUAAUAUUUAUCACUGUUAUACGUAUUUUUAUAUUUUUAAUGUGCAAAGUGUGGAAUUUCUACAUGCCUUGUGAAUUGCUUUUUUUUUCUAAUAUAUGAAUAUGUAUAAAUUAUCCUUUCUUGA